GUGGUGAGAAGGAAGGUCAGAGAGGCCGUGGUUUGUUUGUGAAAGCUGUUUCCCUCUUUUGAUGUGUGCACUGGUUUAACUGAAUCGUUGUGUUUUUUUGCACGGCGAUUCAGUUCAGAAUGAGAGCACUUUCGAGAGAAGAACUGCUAGGAAGAGUUCACUCUUCCCAAGAAAAGUUGCUCCGUGCUAAACCACCCACUUUUGGAUGUCAAUCAUGUCCAAUUCGCUUGAAACAAAGACGGGAUCUACCUGUCUUGGCGAGACUGCUCCCUGUCUCGCAGUCUCGCCACAGCGAGACCUUGGCUAGAGGACAUUCCUCAGUUCAGGGUGUGUCUUUGAAGGUACCAAAGGCAUGAGCAUCACCAUGAAUACGUUGGUUCAGUUGGUGAUGUUCAUCAGCUGCACCAGCGUUUGACGUGGACCCAACAUGUUCUCUGCAUAGCCACGAUUCACCCCUUUUUCAUGGCAACACUCUGGUGGUAGCAUCAGGAUUCAUAGUUGGCCUGAAAAACUCUUGGUCGGUUGAUGAAUAGGGCAUACCCCUGGUCGUGUACAACCAAGUUCGGUAUAUGAGGGUCGGACAUGGUCAGGACCGAACGGCCGCUUCCCGAAGACCUUUUAAAUUUUGCUUGAAACGGAGCCUGAGAUUCUCCCUCCCAGCGUGGGUUUUACACGCCUAGGCGCUUUUGGGCCCCGAAGGGCCCGAGACCUGCGUCUAGCCAUGGAUGCUGUGCUGGCGGUCUUUUGCGUGAUCACCGUGUGGUUACCGGUGCAUGUGCGGCUGACCCAGUCCGAUUUCGGAGAACUGCGACGAUGGCUCAGCUCGAUGAUGCAGCCGGAGGUCAAGGAUGGACUUAAGGAAACGAGGGCAGCCAGGAUUGAUGCGGAAAUGGUGAAGCUUCGCCAAAGAUAUUACAAGUCCAUCAGCAAAUGGGCGUGUCACAUGAACUUUUUCACCCUUUCUGGUUUGAUCUACGAAGCUUUUGCAACACCUGGGCUUGACACCUUUGCUUCUGCCUUCUUUUGUUUCUGUGGCUAUUUGCAGCACUUGAUGGUGGGGCAUGACUUGGUGGAAUUGACCGCUCUUCGACUUCGGAUCCUCUCCUGCACGAUGCACGUGAUGUUGACCUUGCAAAUCAUCAGCACCGUGAGCGCAGCAAACUCAUUUAAGUUUGCCAUGAUGCAGGGUUUCCAGGUGGCCCUUCGUUUCUGCCCGGUCGUCCUGUUCUUGGACCCAUGGAUCACCAUUCCCUUCCAAUUCAUCUACACAGCCGUGGACAUGUCGGUGUACCUCUUGGUCUUCGACAAGUCUUCUUUGGAGUUGGGGCCAUUAUGUGUGAGUCAAUUCUUCAUCCUAGUGGCCACUGUGGCCUCGAGCAUUUUUAUCGACCGCUUGCUCCGUGGUCGCUUCGAUGCUUUGCUGCACACCACCGAUGCCGAGUGCCUGGUGCAGAGCUUCCGACGGGUCUUGAGAGGUUUAUGUGAUGGAGAGGUGCUCUUGGACAGCCAGAUGAACGUGGCACAGGAAAGCGAGGGGCUGAAGCACUUGAUCUUGACGGAUGUGAGUCUUCGGGGUCGAUCCUUUCAACAGUUACUCGUGGAGGACGAACGGACUCACUUCGGACACUUCAUGGAGAACUCUACCCGCGCCCUGCACACCACGACGUCCCAGCUUGACGCCCUUCCCCUUGGCUGCCGCCUCCGCUUUCGCGGCUCCGCAGGUAUCGGAGUUGCAGCUGACAUUUUUCAUGUCCCAGUACCAGGGCUUUUUGGUUCCAGCGAUCCUUAUCACUUGAUCGCCUUCAAAGAGGAUUCAGAUUCCCGUCCGUUGCCGGAUUCGGUCGAUGAUGCAAUACCUUCAGAGCUUUGCUGCUUGAGCCCUUCCAGUUUUUCAAGUCGUCGACUCGAUGCUGCUUCCUCUGGAAGCGCGCGGAGUGUGGAGAAUGCUUGUCCAGAGCUCCAAGAGAUGUUCUUGCUGGUGGACGUGACGACAGAGCUUCAAGAUAUUCAGCAGGCCCAGCUGAACUUUCUGCGUGACAUGUCAUCGGAAACAUCCUCCUUGCACUCCAGCAUGCCCAGCUUGCGGAAGCUCGUGAAGCCGACGGACUGGGAGCAAGUUCGCAGCUCCGUGGCGCGCUUCGCCCGCAAGGCACAGCGCAGUGAGGCCACUGGAGGAACGAAUCUUCCGAAGGGGUUGAGAGGGAUGAGCGUGCAGUUGCCGGGACAAAGUGGAUGGCUCAUCCCAGAAGAGGCCACGCUUCACCACGUGCCAAAUUCUCAGAAGGUAUGGCUUUACCUGAAGGGUCUACGCCCCGAGAAGAAGCCUCGGCGCUUGCCCACCUUGGAGGAGAUCCAUGAAGUCCCGCCCGACCGCCCGGAGCGCGGCCUACGCCGUAGACGUUCCGAGGCCCGGAACGGGCGUGAGACGAGCGAGUCUCACGGCUCUUCGUUGUAGGCAGUGAGUCGCAACGGAGGACCUGCCACCCAUUCCAAGCGCCAGAAUGCGACCUGACGCCUCGUUCGACUCUACUCGUAGCAUCGAGGUGAAGAAA
Messenger RNA from Durusdinium trenchii, 2552 nucleotides. Lineage: Eukaryota; Dinophyceae; Suessiales; Symbiodiniaceae. The record is from the annotation of a GenBank genome assembly.